AUGUCUCAAAUGGGGAUAAAUCUACCCCAUGGACAAAACACCAUGCAGCAGCAACAACAACAACAUCAACAAACUCGGAGAUUCCAAGACGAAAUGCCAACGCAGCAACAACAGGAACAAUAUGGUCAAGAUUACGGACAUACCAAUCAACAUUCACAGCAGUCACAACACAAUCAUCAACAGGCUUUGAAUGGGUUUCCCCCACUAGAGGAUGAUUCACUCCUUACUUUGGGCGAUGAGUUGUUGAACAGUCUCGCAUCAUGCGUGAGCACACCGGCACUCACUCCAAUGCUGACACCUGCCGAGGCCUUUCACUUUCUGAGUAGCAGUGAUCUGAACUUUAGUUCUGAUACCGAUAUGAAUUUUCUGGGCGCAUCUGCGUUGGCGCCACUCACAGACAUGCAAAGCAUGCAUCUGCCAACGCCCGGGUUCCCUUCCACCAACGAUCACCUGGAUAUGGGUAUGCACAUGUCAAAAACCAAUCACAAGGAGGAUAGUACAAGUACCCAGAACAGUUCGGCGGAUAUGGCUAACAGUGGCGAGCGCAUUGACGACGAAGGUAUGCGCAUGAAUGGAGGAUCUGGGACAAUGAUCCACGCUACUACGAACAAGCAUGGCACGAAAGGCAAAGAAGAUGCGAACACCUGUGCAGGUCCUACCACGUACACAUCAGCAACCGCUCCUACUGAGGGGAUGUUCGACAGUACUGCACACAGCGCAAACCUCCCACAGCGCCAGGAAAGUAAUUAUGUGGUCAAUGGGACACAUCGCAAUGUCACAGCAACAGGGACCUGGGGGGAUGCAGAAGCGGCCAGAAACCGAGAGAGCAGGGCCACUGUGAGUGAGAGUGUAUUCCAUGCGCCAACGACUGAUUAUACCAGCUUUGGCUUUGGAUUACUACUCAACGGGGCGGGUCGACAACCUACCCGACAGCAGGACCAGUUUGCAGUACCCACAUCAGUGUUUGGGGCGAUGCUCCCGCCCGCUAUGCCAAUACCAGUCCAAGGAGUCCCUUUAGCUGGUGUGAACCAGGUGCACAAAGCGCCGCUCCUGCAAAGGCGGCAGAGCGUACCGGCCCCAAUAAAACCAGCCAUACCGGUAUCCAGCACAUACAAAAGCGGGUCACACUCCAAUCAGACCACCCCCCAAUUGGCGCCCACCCCAUUCACAACUCCAGUACUGCCGCAUGCAAUGUGGGGCACAACCUCACCCGUAGUACCACCGCUGCAACUGCCUGAAGUGAAAAGUAAUUACCAGGCCAUACAGGAGGGCGAGGGAAGCUCCCGGGGCUUCGUGGACGAUGUUCUCAAGGUGGGCAAUCGUCGGAUACACCACAAAACAAGCGAGAAGCGCCGUCGAGAGACGAUCAAUAUGCUGUUUGCUCAGGCGGCUGCGCUGGUUCCCGUAUUGACCCAACAGCGCGCGAAAGGGGUCAGUCACAGCAAAACAGUGAUCCUCCAACAUGUUGUGGAUCACCUUGCGGAGCGCACAAGCAGCGACGCACAGAUCACACAGCUGCGAGAGCGCAAUCACGCUCUGGUGCAGGAGAACACAAAGCUCAAACGGUAUGUUGGACAAUCAUACAACAAUGUCAAAUUUAUUCUGGAGAAUGAGCCCGAAUUACCUGGGCUGACCAAGCGAUGGUUUCUAAAUCGAAUCUUCAAUCAGACAGAGAAGGCGCGAAUUUUGACCCUGCUCAAGAAACACAAACAGGAAUAUGUCGAUAGAGAUAUUGACCUGAAGGAGUUCGAGUCCCAAACAAGCAUUGAGUACGACAACCCACUUUAUGUGCGCAUGGACCAUAUCCGUUACACUCCCCCAAUGGCCGAUCACCACGAUAUCGAUCGCGCCAUAUACCGCGAGAGUAUCAUAGACAAUAUGUACCAGACGCGUAACCGGUAUGUUAUCAACAACAACGGCGCCCGGAAUGAGAUGGUUAGUCUGGGCAAGAAGGACGGUUUCCGAUGGAUUCUACCGUUCGAUGGAAACUGCUUCUUCACAAUGAAUGCGUGGGCUGAGAUGCGCAACAUCGUGCACCAUCGAGGCAACGAAACCAAGUACUUUUACGUACCCAUGGAACGUAUGCAAGAUAAUGCAGAUCUACUCGACCCCAAUUUCUGGCCCGAUGCCUUAGAAGAACCUCAAUUGUUAUUCCGAAACGAUUCCAGCGAGAAAUUUGACGAGGAAAAGACUAGAUACGGCCGCAGGCCUAAAGUGGACAUGUUGCUGAGAUUGGCCAUCCCGGGUGUAUGGGAUGCACAGGUGCUCAAGAGUAACCCUUACUACGAAGAGUACUCGUACGAGAUCUCCCAGGACAUCCCUGGGAAUGAUACGGUGCCUCCUGCAAGUUGGGUAGCCCGUCUAUACAGUGGAAGUGCUGAGCAGGAGCAGACUACAGAAGAUAGUGCGUCACUACGGAAGUACGCACGGUGCAUUGGUGUGCAAUUGAUCUGUGACCAAGUAGCCGCAAAGGCCCUAGAAGAACUCCAUGGCUUCAACCCCGAUGACAUGCUGUUCUACAACAAAAAGGCCCUUAAAAAGACGCGUAACAGCUACAAAGACGGUGAUCUAGCCGAGAAUGUCGCCGAGCAGUUGCGCACGUGCGCGGAAGAUGCGUACCUAAAAGACGCAGAAUCCUUGCUUGCCAUCUCACCAGAAGGGCCUAUCUACACAUCCGUCGAGUACGGAGUGCGUGACCACACCGAGCCCGAGGUAGCAGCACCGGGUCGUCUGGCACCGUUCUUCCGCAGUGUCACAUGUUUGGGGUUGGCUGGCUAUGUGCUGGGCGAGAAACGGUACAUCGAGCGCGCCAGUCAGUUGGUGAACAACUUCUUCGACCAGGGCAGAGACAAUAGCGUAUCUGUAGACACUAUGAUCAACAACAUCUACCCUAAGAAGAAGGAGGAAAUUGAGGAAUUGCACAACAUAGAGAAGGCUAUCCUGGGUGUGUACGAGUUCAAAGACUGGUACUACGUCCUGGACAUUGUGCGCCUGUUAAACAGUGAGAAGGCACUUACUGCUACCGAUAUGGUUGCUGCACGUGACUGGAUGAGUGAGUACUUUGAAAAGGUGCAGGCCAUUGCCAAGCCUCGUGUUCCUGUGUGGGGCUUUGAGAUGGCAAGCGCCGCGGCUAGAGGGGUGUGGUACGAUGUGCAGAUGGCAUCUAUCGCACACUUUGUGGGCAAUUCCAAGGACUUCCUCGUAAUUAUAGAUUCUGGAAAGGCCCGUAUGCAGCGCCAGUUCAGCAACACCGGUGCACAAGGUGAUUGGGAGGGCGAGUUCAUCGGGACCAUUGCCACAGCGAGAGCGGAAUUGGAGACCACCUCCAAUCGGAUUAUGCGACAGCUUACUGAGUCUGGGUAUGUAUUGAGUGGUUGGGUGGCCAUGUGUCAGAUGGCCACCACUGCGAAUGUGGAUCUGUGGAACUACAAGCACAAGAUGGGAUUGAACGGACCACUCCUGAGAGGUGCAUUGACAGUCUAUCUGCCAUUUUAUAGCGACAAGACGGAGCUGCCAUCGACGCACGGCGUGGCUGAGCGUCAGGAGUUUCAGGACAAGCUCAAGUUAAAGUUGCGCUCUACAUACAACAACCUCAACACAUCCAAACCAGAAGGGCUCUGGACAGAGGACCUGUUGGUAGCUAUCUACCACAUGACCCGCGACCAGUACAACGACCUAGAAGCAAGCAAGAAGGUUGUGUCUAAGGUACACCACUAUAAUGAGGCUGUGACUAUGCCUGUAGAGAAUACUGGUCUAAUCAGGCCUUUCUGGAAUCUAGCUUUAUAAUUGUAAGGUGUACCUUCAGCUCUGGUUGACCAGGUUGAAAACAUAUCAAUGGAUUCGCACGAGGGCAUGUCGCCCAGUUACUGUUCCCGAAAUCAUGAAUGUGCAUCAGCUUGUCGUACCAAGACAUGCACAUUGCGCAAUCAACCACCAUGUACAUGCAUGAAGAUACUAUCGCUUUUCAUGAGAGAUAGGAUGGCUUUAAAUCCUCUUCCAAACCAUAGUGUUUGUAUGUAAGCCAAUCCCGUGCGAGGUGCUUGCAGGCUUUAAGAUUCCCAGCCACCUAGUGCAGACGUUGAGUAGUCUAGCCUGUAACCACUUUAUACAGAUGUAUGUAAAUAUGAAUAUAUAUACAUAUAGAUGUAUAUGAACGGACUAAAUACUUCAGAACGAGGAGUAACAAAAGACAGUAAACAACACCAGUUCUUUUUGCCGCAGCGUUGUAGUACGAGUGCGUGGAGGUGAUUGCAAAAUGAGAGAGUAGUGUAGUUAGCGUCAUAAUUUAAAUAAAAACCAAAAAAAAA
Messenger RNA from Sphaeroforma arctica JP610, 4307 nucleotides. RefSeq lists its product as hypothetical. Gene Ontology annotation, molecular function: lyase activity; protein dimerization activity. The coding region runs from base 1 to 3786 and encodes 1261 amino acids. The record is from RefSeq and is a predicted model, not a curated record. Gene Ontology annotation, cellular component: periplasmic space. The transcript is spliced from 11 exons. Lineage: Eukaryota; Ichthyosporea; Ichthyophonida.